Molecule: messenger RNA, 1635 nt
Organism: Macrobrachium nipponense
Lineage: Eukaryota; Metazoa; Arthropoda; Malacostraca; Decapoda; Palaemonidae
Product: prestalk protein-like
Exons: 3
Coding region: 1-1635 (544 amino acids)
Source: RefSeq, a predicted model, not a curated record
AUGUUAUCAAUCAGCGGGUUUAGGAGGAGAUGUAAGGCGGCAGCAGAGGAGGAGGAGGAGGAGGAGGCCAUCAUCAUCAUGCUCUCUGUCAGGUGGCCGUUCCUCACCCCUCUCCUCCCUUCCCCCCGACCCCCUCCUCUCCCUCCUCCCUCCAACACCACAACGAUGGCAAGUAAAAUGAGAUACAAUUUUGUCUCCACCUUUGACAAAUAUAAGGGAAAUUUUGUCUCCACCUUUGACAAAUGUAGGGAAAAUUUUGUCUCCUCCUUUGACAAAUAUAAUGGAAAUUUUGUCUCAACCUUUGACAAAUGUGAAGAAAAUGUUGUCUCCACCUUUGACAAAUGUAAGGAAAAUGUUGUCUCCUCCUUUGACAAAUGUAAGGAAAAUGUUGUCUCCACCUUUGACAAAUGUAAGGAAAAUGUUGUCUCCACCUUUGACAAAUGUAAGGAAAAUAGUGUCUCCACCUUUGACAAAUGUAAGGAAAAUGUUGUCUCCACCUUUGACAAAUGUAAGGAAAAUGUUGUCUCCUCCUUUGACAAAUGUAAGGAAAAUGUUGUCUCCACCUUUGACAAAUACAAAUGUAAGGAAACUGUUGUCUCCACCUUUGACAAAUGUAAGGAAAAUGUUGUCUCCUCCUUUGACAAAUGUAAGGAAAAUGUUGUCUCCUCCUUUGACAAAUGUAGGGAAAAUGUUGUCUCUACCUUUGACAAAUGUAAGGAAAAUGUUGUCUCCUCCUUUGACAAAUGUAAGGAAAAUGUCUCCUCCUUUGACAAAUGUAAGGAAAAUGUUGUCUCCUCCUUUGACAAAUGUAAGGAAAAUGUUGUCUUCACCUUUGACAAAUGUAAGGAAAAUGUUGUCUCCUCCUUUGACAAAUGUAAGGAAAAUGUUGUCUCCACCUUUGACAAAUGUAAGGAAAAUGUUGUCUCCGCCUUUGACAAAUGUAAGGAAAAUAGUGUCUCCUCCUUUGACAAAUGUAAGGAAAAUAUUGUCUCUACCUUUGACAAAUGUAAGGAAAAUAGUGUCUCUUCCUUUGACAAAUGUAAGGAAAAUGUUGUCUCCACCUUAGACAAAUGUAAGGAAAAUGUUGUCUCCACCUUAGACAAAUGUAAGGAAAAUGUUGUCUCCACCUUUGACAAAUGUAAGGAAAAUGUUGUCUCCACCUUUGACAAAUGUAAGGAAAAUGUCUCCACCUUUGACAAAUGUAAUGAAAAUGUUGUCUCCACCUUAGACAAAUGUAAGGAAAAUGUUGGCUCCACCUUUGACAAAUGUAAGGAAAAUAUUGUCUCUACCUUUGACAAAUGUAAGGAAAAUGUUGUCUCUACCUUUGACAAAUGUAAGGAAAAUGUUGUCUCCACCUUUGACAAAUGUAAGGAGAAUGUUGUCUACUCCUUUGACAAAUGUAAGGAAAAUGUUGUCUCCACCUUAGACAAAUGUAAGGAAAAUGUUGUCUCCACCUUUGACAAAUGUAAGGAAAAUAGUUCCUCCACCAUUGACAAAUGUAAGGAAAAUAUUGUCUCUACCUUUGACAAAUGUAAGGAAAAUAGUGUCUCCUCCUUUGACAAAUGUAAUGAAAAUGUGUACUUCCUACCUUUGACAAAUGUAAGGGAAACAGGUCUCCACCUUUGCAAAUGUUAA